UGGAGGAAGAAAUGGCAGGCCCUAGUCAACUCUGUAUUCGCCGCUGGACUACUAAGCAUGUAGCAGUGUGGCUGAAGGAUGAAGGUUUCUUUGAAUAUGUGGACAUUUUGUGCAACAAGCACCGACUGGAUGGAAUCACAUUACUCACACUGACUGAAUAUGAUCUUCGAUCUCCUCCUCUGGAAAUCAAAGUCCUAGGAGACAUUAAAAGGUUAAUGCUCUCGGUCAGGAAAUUGCAGAAAAUCCAUAUUGAUGUUUUGGAGGAGAUGGGCUACAACAGCGACAGCCCCAUGAGUCCCAUGACUCCAUUCAUCAGUGCUCUUCAGAAUGCAGACUGGCUCUGUAACGGAGAGCCCACACACAACUGUGAUGGACCCAUCACUGACUUGAGUUCUGAGCAGUACCAGUACAUGAAUGGCAAGAACAAACAUUCUGUUCGAAGAUUGGACCCAGAGUACUGGAAGACCAUACUGAGUUGUGUAUAUGUUUUUAUAGUAUUCGGGUUUACAUCUUUCAUUAUGGUUAUUGUUCACGAGCGAGUGCCUGACAUGCAGACCUAUCCACCACUCCCAGAUAUAUUCUUAGACAGUGUUCCCAGGAUCCCGUGGGCCUUCUCCAUGACUGAAGUGUGUGGCAUGAUCCUGUGCUACAUUUGGAUCCUCGUUCUUCUUCUUCACAAGCACAGGUCGAUCCUUCUGCGCAGGCUCUGCAGUCUGAUGGGCACCGUCUUCCUGCUUCGCUGCUUCACCAUGUUUGUGACCUCCCUCUCGGUGCCGGGACAGCACCUGCAGUGUACUGGAAAGAUAUAUGGAAGUGUGUGGGAGAAACUACGCCGGGCGUUUGCCAUUUGGAGCGGCUUUGGUAUGACCCUGACUGGCGUCCACACUUGUGGAGAUUACAUGUUCAGUGGCCACACAGUUGUUCUAACCAUGCUGAAUUUCUUUGUCACAGAGUAUACGCCAAGAAGCUGGAAUUUCUUGCAUACUCUAUCCUGGGUUCUCAACCUCUUUGGAAUUUUCUUCAUCUUGGCUGCCCAUGAACAUUAUUCCAUUGAUGUGUUUAUUGCCUUUUAUAUCACAACAAGACUCUUUUUGUACUACCAUACUCUAGCCAAUACCAGAGCGUAUCAUCAGAGUAGGAGAGCGAGAAUUUGGUUUCCUCUGUUUUCUUUCUUUGAAUGCAAUGUUAAUGGCACAGUACCUAAUGAAUAUUGUUGGCCAUUUUCUAAACCAGCAAUAAUGAAAAGACUGAUUGGAUGAAGACUAUCUCUGUAAUGAGUUUGUUGUUAAAUAUACAGUAGUUAUGGAAUGAAAAUGAAUAACUUUGCUUUGUCCCCAGGUUGUUCCUGGAUAUGUUGCAUUUUGGCUUAUAUGUUGACAGGUUUCCUGUUCUGAGCAAGACUGUGACUAUAAAACUCAAGAGCAACCAAGACUCCUCAGCUAGCUGUUUGAACAGAGUUCGAGGACAGAUUUGCUGCCCCUCCUUCACUGUAGGAAGACCCAGUCUGAGGGUGAUAUCAGGCCAUAACCCGUGCAUGCUGAGCGUUUAGCAGCCUCCUGAACUCAAGCACAUCAGUGUGGACUGGUGGGUGGAUUUGUAUUGAUUUCCAGUAGGACUCAAGUCAAGAAAGGUUUCUUGAAGCUGUCCCCACCGACUGAGCGUUCUCAGUUGUCCAUUGAACUGAUCUGUGUCUGUCUGGAAAGUGAUUGUCUUACCAGUAAGUCUUUUACCCUUUGAUCCCUGUGUAAGAAAAGCACACUGAACACAGCAGCUUGUAUGGAACAAGAAGAGAAUGGAAGGGGCCAUGUGUCAGGUGUCACUGGCCUUCCCACGGAUGCAAACAUGGGGGGCAGCAUUUUCAGCACAGGUGUAAUUCCUGUUUUGUUUGGAAGCUUCAGUGUGAACAAGAGUGAGGAUUCGGGGGGAACAGCUGCGCAGUUCAUGCUAGUAAAGUGGUGUCCCUUCAGUGCUCUGAGGAUGUGGAGCACGUUUGUGUCCUAACAGUGAGGCAGGCGACAGCCCAUUCUACUGCUUUUCUAAUGACAAGUCAGAGUGUUAUCAGAUGUUAAAGUUCUCAUGUCAGUAAAUAAGUAAAUGUGCAUGCAAAGAAUUCUUUUCUUCUAGUGAAAAAAAUCUACAGGUUGGAGGCAUAGUGUUAAGUCUUUGAGGUUUAUUUUGUUUUCCUGAAAUUUCUCAUUCUUGACCUUUGAAAGUAAACAGUCUGAGGCAUACUUGGACACAAAAAACUUGUUGCUUUUUAUUUUAAAAAAUAAUUGUGUACAUACAUUCUUUCUAUAGUCUUAAUUAGGCAGUCAAGAACUAAAAUAAAUGAGCUGCUGUUUACACUAGAAAAUUACCUUCAGUAAUUAAUUUCUCCUCUCUACCAUUUGUCACUUUAUUUUUGACUUUAGCCUGCUUAUAGAGUUGGAAAUUGACCUUCAGUUUAAACAAGUGGAAUACCAAUUGUGUAGUUUUUACAUUCCAUUUUAAUACAAGGACUUUGAGGAGCUACGGGCAUCCUGAGGUGACAAUUAGACCACAGCAGAUGCUUGUGUUCCUUCUCUGUCUGAGUGAAAUCUCCGGUAUUGCAGUUGGAGUCAAUAGCCCCACCCUCCCCGAAGCUACCUGGGUGAAUUAGGCAGGGGAUACUAGGCAGGUGGGUUUCAGCCCGUGCUGAACAAAACACUUUGAGUCUGCUAGAAACAUCACUCAUUUCUCACUUGAGAAAUGAUGUGAAGCAACUCAAGCUUGAUUAUGUUUUUAAAUCUUAUACUUCAGAUUCUUACAGUAUUUUAAAUUGUUGAUUCUGUUAUAAGCCAGGAUCAAAAACACCAAUAUCUCUUGUAAAGAAAUUGCAUAAUCAUGGAGUGAAGGUUUUCCAUGCUUGUUUGAGUGGUUUGACUUGAGGUCAAAGGCUACUCCUGUCACCCCUUUUCACAUCCCCACCCCAACAUAGCAGGACCCAACUUAGCUAGGAGGAAGCUAGUGUUGGCUUUUGGGAGACUGUUCCAAAACCAUCUGUGUCCACGUUAAUUUUAAAAUGUUAACUGUAUUAACGAUGAAUGUCUUAACAUCAGGCUUCUCUCCUCCAUAUGGAUUCUAUUGUAGAACAAAAUAGGAAAGUAAAUACAGCUAGCUUUGCAGCGCUAUCCGUGGUGAGAGUGCCUGGCAGCAGCCUGCAGUGAGGAUUGUGAGUGGUCUUGCAGUUACUCUUUUUUUUUUUUUUUUGAGGAAAAGGUAAGCUAGACUGUAACCUAUUAGCUAUUAUAAGACAGUGUUUACAUGAGUUAAUCAUCUUCAAGUCUCACAACUGAGACAAAAUUGUAUUUGUCUUCACACCUUUUUUCUCUUGCUGAAAUCUUAACUGUAGUAAAGAUAGAAUUUCUGUUUACAUUUUUGGCAUGGUGUGGCUGGGUGGAGAAGCUCCAUGCUUUUGGAUCUUGUAUUUGAUUCUGCUGUUGUAGAAGGCUUUCAUCCUUGACAGCUUUGUACAGAAGGAGGCAAAGGCUUUGAGUUGGGAUGCAAAGUAGAGGUUUCCUAGAAGUCCUUGAUGGAUCGAUCGCCUCUGGUCCAGAAACAGCAGUAUUGCCCUCCUCGUGGUGCUAACCCUGUGGCUGUGUGUGCUGGGCACGUCCUCUACUACUGAACUACAGCAUUAGCUCUGUGUAUUUUACAGGGCAAGGCGGAGUAUCUUGAAAGGUGGUUGAAGCCAGAGGAAAGGAUCGAGGUCUUAAGGAAGCUUGCUCUCAUCUCCACAUCUUUGGCAGAAACCUUUUUGUCUGUGUCGCAGUUCCCACUGAGGCUAUCCUCCAGUUCUCUCUGACUGGAAUUGCUGUAGCAAAAGUGCUACUUUAUAUGCUGGUUCUACAUGUUGAUAGUCUUAGAAUCAGUCAAUCUAAUAAGGGUGGGCUGUGACCAAGAAACCGCACUGCCGGGAGCAUGAUACUGACAACACUGUGGGUGGUGAUAGCCCUAUUCUGCCUGCCUGCCUGCCUGUGUUCUGACUGGGAAGUCAUACAAAUCCCUCAUUUAUAAGCAGAGAACAGAGGAGCAGAAUCCUUUUAUAGCAGAGAAGCAGCAGUCUGUUUUAGGAACAUUUGUGCAAAACUUUUCCUUCCUUCCUUUUUUCCUUUCUUUUUUCUUUUCUUUUCUUUC
This is a messenger RNA of Onychomys torridus (southern grasshopper mouse), 4155 nucleotides long. It is a transcript of the gene Samd8, whose product is annotated as sterile alpha motif domain containing 8. Gene Ontology annotation, cellular component: Golgi membrane; endoplasmic reticulum membrane. NCBI's taxonomy places the organism in Eukaryota, Metazoa, Chordata, Mammalia, Rodentia, Cricetidae. Gene Ontology annotation, biological process: ceramide biosynthetic process. Gene Ontology annotation, molecular function: sphingomyelin synthase activity; protein binding; ceramide cholinephosphotransferase activity. Bases 12 to 1259 code for a protein of 415 amino acids. The record is from RefSeq and is a predicted model, not a curated record. The transcript is spliced from 5 exons.